AUGUCUGCACCUGCCUCCUGGCCCCAGCGUCCCUGUCCUAUCCUGCUGCUGACCCUCCUGCUGGGACUCACAGGAGCGGCUGCACAGGAGCUGCAGGUGAUCCAGCCUGAGAAGUCAGUGUCUGUCUCUGCUGGAGAGUCGGCCACUCUGCACUGCAGUAUGACCUCCCUGUACCCUGUGGGGUCCAUCAAGCGGUUUAAGGGGGCAGGGCCAGGCCGGGAGUUGAUCUACAAGUUCAAAGAAGGCCACUUCCCCCGAGUCACAAAUCUCUCAGAUGCCACAAAGAGGGACAACAGGGACUUUUCCAUCCGCAUCAGUAAUGUCACCUCAGCAGACGCCGGCACCUACUACUGUGUGAAGUUCCAGAAAUCGAUCACUACUAAGGAGUAUAAGUCUGGACCAGGCACUGAGUUGUCUGUGCGAGCCAGACCUUCUCCUCCUGUGGUGUCAGGUCCUGUGUCCAGAGCCACACCUGGGCAGAUGGUGAGCUUCACCUGCGAGCCCCACAGCUUCUCCCCCGACAAUAUCACCCUGAACUGGUUCAAAAAUGGGAAUGAGCUCUCGCACACCCAGACCAGCAUGGACCCCAGGGGAGAAACUAUGUCCUACAGUGUGUCCAGCACAGCCCAGGUGACCCUGGCCCCUGGAGACAUCCACUCUCAGGUCAUCUGCCAGGUUUCCCAUUUCACUUUGCAGGGGGAGCCUCCUCUUUGAGGUACUGCCAACUUGUCUGACACCAUUCGAGUUCCACCCACCGUGGAAGUCAUUCCACUACUCAGCAUGGCAGGGAACCAGGUGAACGUCACCUGCCAGGUGAAGCACUUCUACCCCCAGAGACUACAGCUGACCUGGGUGGAGAAUGGAAACUUGUACAGGACAGAAGCAGGCUCGACCCUGUCAGAGAACAAGGACGGGACCUUCAACCUGAGAGCAGUGAAGUCUACUCUUGCUUCAUACCUCAUCGCCCUGUUCUUUGGCUCCAAGAUCCUACUGGCAGUUGGUGUCUCUGCCGUCUACAUCUACAGGAAGCAGAAGUCCUGA
This is a messenger RNA of Urocitellus parryii (Arctic ground squirrel), 1041 nucleotides long. The record is from RefSeq and is a predicted model, not a curated record. NCBI's taxonomy places the organism in Eukaryota, Metazoa, Chordata, Mammalia, Rodentia, Sciuridae.